UGAAACAGCUGUUUUUGACAACGGCUGAGCCAUCUGGUGGAGCGCGCGGCGAUUCUACACGCGAAACGUGAGGAAUCCGCAGAGGCGCGGACGUUCUGUAGCAGCAGUCGUGAGUGGUCGUGAGACGUGAGGAAACAUGGCUGCUGGUUGUUGUGGAACGAAGAAGCAGAAGCUUAAUAAUUCCUCUAGUAUCCCAUGCAAUGGGUCCUCAGUAUUGCACAAUGGAACGCAGAUACAGAAUGGAUUAAUCGUGCAGCCAGAAAUGGGCUUCUUCUGCUUCGAUGUGCUUUACUGCCAACUGCAUCAACUUGACCCUCCAAAAACGCCCAACUUCAGCAAUGAUGCAUUCCCAUUGUUUGUCACUUGGGAGAUUGGAAAGGACAUGAGACUAAGGGGUUGUAUCGGGACAUUCAAUGCCAUGCAACUACAUGCUGGUCUACGAGAAUAUGCUACGACUAGUGCAUUCAAGGAUUCACGUUUCAAUCCGAUAACCAGGGAAGAGCUUCCUCGGUUGCACGUAAGCGUCUCUAUACUCCGUCACUUUGAAGAUGGAGUAGAUUAUUUAGAUUGGGAAGUGGGUGUUCAUGGAAUUCGUAUCGAAUUCCACAAUGAGAAGGGUAACAAACGAACUGCCACUUAUUUACCCGAGGUGGCAACAGAACAAGGAUGGGACCAGAUACAGACAAUAGACUCUUUGCUGCGCAAGGGUGGCUACAAAGGGUUGGUCACGCCGGACCUUAGACGUAGCGUUAAACUAACGCGAUACCAGAGUGAGAAGAUCACCGUCAGCUACCAGGACUACAUGACCCAUUGGCAUAGCCGACGGUGCUAGCAGCUGGCCUGGGGUCCUGCGCAGGGGCCCCUGCCUCACCAAUCUUCUAUUGCAGUUCGUUAUAACAAUCCUGACAUAAGUAAUUACGUUUCUCAUUCACAAUACAACGCAAUGCAACACAAUUCCUUCAUGGCCAGUCAACAGCACACGUUAGUUAUGGUGCAACCAAAUCAUCCAUCUUUCAUACAUCCGCUUCCCAUGGCUCCGAUAUCUCCUGUUGUUGUUCCAGUACAGGACUAUCCACCAUUUUGGUGGGAUCGUCCAGGACCGUCUUUUCCACCUCCUCAUCCUCGUCCUCCGGUUCAUUGUUUCCCUGGACAGGACAUGAUGGACCGCGGUGUUCGCAAGCGAAAAUGACACUGGAAACGUCUGUUAUUUGCGACCUUUCAUUGUUUGAAAUGGUGCCUAUUAUACAUUGUAUGUUUUAGUA
Cephus cinctus (wheat stem sawfly) is the source of this 1262-nucleotide messenger RNA. Its product is annotated as AMMECR1-like protein. The coding region runs from base 137 to 832 and encodes 231 amino acids. The transcript has 4 exons. NCBI's taxonomy places the organism in Eukaryota, Metazoa, Arthropoda, Insecta, Hymenoptera, Cephidae. The record is from RefSeq and is a predicted model, not a curated record.